AAUUUCUUGGUAAGCCACGGUGCGAGAGCAGGAUGACUUCUCAAUGGAAGAUGCGUUGCUAUCGCAGCCAGCUGGGGAGAUGAAGCACUUCGAGCCAAGGUCGUUUUGAUCUUUAUAACCGACUUUCGUAGUUAUCUCGUGUCUGGGCUACUUGACCGAGUUUCUUAAUGCGGAUGAAGCUGCAGUACGUUGGGCUCUUGUGGCGUGGAUACCCAAAGCGUUGACGCCCAGCUUCAAUGGCUACCUGUAACGUCGAGUAACUCUACCCCGCACUGCCCCUAAAUACCAGCUUCUAUAGAACUCUCCUUCACCAUCACGCUGCACUUCAAACUCGCUCUGCCAACAACGCGAUCCCCAAAAAAUGUCCCAGUCAUCAGAAACCACAGCUAGGCGCGGCAGGAGCAAAUGGCAGAAAGACUACCAGGAGAAACAUCCGCUGCGAAAUCGCAUCGUUGUCUUCCUUGAUGGAACGAGCAACGACAAGAAAUCGGAAACCAAUGUUUGGAGACUCCAUGAGCAAUGCAAUGAACAUGAGAACUUUCGGGGAGUGCGUCAAGUCAAGUGCUACAUUGAAGGGGUGCGCGGCCUGAACGGAAGUUUGUAUGGAAGUGGCCUUGAACUUAAGCUAGUCAAAGCAUACACAUUCAUCUGCCAGAAAUGGAAGUCCGAGUAUGACGAGAUUGUCCUUGUUGGAUUCUCGAGAGGGGGUUUCAGUGUUCAACUUCUUGCCCUCUUUCUCAAUGACCUUGGGAUCGCUGAGUGGAAGCCUCCCGCCAGACUCGGAAGUGCGCAAGGAGAAUACAAGAAGACGUUCGAGAAGGACAUUGAAAAUAAAAUAAAGGAAUGGGAGAAGGAGAAGGGUCUUGGCUGUCAGAGAUACAGCAGGAAUGCCAUCAUCAUGGCUUGCGGUGUGUGGGACGCUGUUGCAGCGUUAGAGGGCGCUGGCGGCAAACAUCGCUCGAAGCCAGAGAGGAAGCAAUUUCGGUUUGCGUACCACCGUCUACCGCCUAACGUUCGAAAUGCUUUUCACGCACUAUCCCUGAACGAAAACCGGCGUGCAUUCGAGCCAGUACUGUGGCACCAGACACAACCACAACCAGAACAGACAUUAAAACAGUGCUGGUUCCUUGGCUGCCAUUCAGACGUUGGUGGGCAUAAGGGCAAUCUGUCCAAUGGAAUGCCUGACGUUACUCUUGUGUGGAUGAUGGCGCAGCUCGAACCUUUUGUGCUGUUCAGAACCGAACCUAGGACAGCAACUCUGACUAUGUGGCCAAGUGUUAAAGAUUUACGAGACGAUGAGGUCAAGGACUCCCGAAGACUAUUAUACAAACUUGACAAGUCAGAAGCGAGAAGAGUUGGAGAGCAUCUCUGGGGUUUCCGCCCUACCAGUAAUCUAAAGGUCACUAAGGAGACGAUUCAUUGGAAUGUCGGAGAGUGGACGAGCGGAUCUUUCCGGCACAGUCUUUCUGACAAAGGUCAGAAGACCUGGAAGCGAUUGAAAAGAAUACGGAACCCAGAAGGUGAUCCACCCUACUGCUGGAUCGUCGGUGACGAGGAACAUAGCCUCUCGGAAGAGCAAACCGACCCUUUAGAACUACUAUGGCUUGGCAUAGAAGCUGUUCACCCUGAUCCAAAUUUUCCUCAGGACACUAAUCGAAAAGUCUUUCGCAAGGAAAUGGAACGGAUGACCAAUGUAGUCUACCCGCUAUCUUCCGACGAGGCACGGGACUAUGAAUGGAGUAAUUUGACAACGUAUAGCGCAGCAAGUGGCUCGCAGAGUGACUUCAGCCCUUGGAGUAAUUACGAAACGGCAGAGGACAGCGAUCAGAAUACAGUUACAAGUUAUUAUCAAACCGGAACAUCUGGAGAUGAUGCGAACGAACACGAAGACAGUUUAGGACUUGAGGACCGGUCUGACACGGAUCCGGUUGCGAGGGAUACCUCUGGCUAUGUCAUUGAAGGGUAUCCAGUGACCCAAGAAUACCCAAAUGCUAAUGAUAACAAUGAUAACAUGGCUGGUGAUACCGCCAGCAUCUCUGAAACCACAGCGGACGCCCUCAGUACGGAGCCAGGUUCGACAGGGGACGAGCAGUACGCACAAGAACAUAUACAGCUACCCGGACCUCAAUUGACUCGCGAGGUCUCAGCGGAGGAAGACGUUGCGUAUCUCCAAGGGCCAAGGUCAGAAGUUGAACAAAACACUCGGGAUCGAUACAGUCUACCAAGUCGUGAGCCACAUAAGGAUACCAACAGGCGACACAGGUCUUCACGAUCUUCCAGAACAGCACAGAGCUCGAGUGGCUCAUCCAGACGCCAUAGAUAACAGGGGGGGGGGAGCUGUACAUGCUAUUCAUAUUCUCCUUCGGUUCUUCUCCUUCGACGAUUUGACAGGUAUGAAACAAUUGGCAGACAGCGUAGCAUAAGGAGAGUCAAAGUGGAGUUCGACUACCUUGUGCUUCGCGACUGUGAUAUAUCUGACAAAACAUAUGCGGAGAAAGCCUCUGAUGGAAGGGAAAAAGUCGAGACUCCAUGCUGUCUUGCCAGGCUGUGGAACCA
Mollisia scopiformis is the source of this 2556-nucleotide messenger RNA. RefSeq lists its product as uncharacterized. The transcript has 4 exons. Lineage: Eukaryota; Fungi; Ascomycota; Leotiomycetes; Helotiales; Mollisiaceae. The record is from RefSeq and is a predicted model, not a curated record. The coding region runs from base 362 to 2323 and encodes 653 amino acids.